Messenger RNA from Nanorana parkeri, 739 nucleotides. RefSeq names its product small integral membrane protein 18 (gene SMIM18). The coding region runs from base 189 to 479 and encodes 96 amino acids. The transcript is spliced from 2 exons. The record is from RefSeq and is a predicted model, not a curated record. Lineage: Eukaryota; Metazoa; Chordata; Amphibia; Anura; Dicroglossidae.
AGUCCUUUGGGUGGAGGGAUGGGAUGCUAAUGAACCAGUGUAACAGUCUGCUGGCUGCAUUCAGCUCCGUCCAAUGGCAGCCAAGCUCUGUCUCAUCCACACAGUGCUGAGCAAUCGACACUGAGCUGCACAACAGACUCCGACAGCUUCUCAUACAAGAAGUUGUUCUCUGGGGAGCCUGCACCAAGAUGUCAUCUGCUGGUUCCUGGAAGAAUGAGACAACCUUGAUCUUGCAGCAGGUUGGAUUCCAGGUUCAGAAGAUCUACCCGUUCCAUGAUGGCUGGAACACUGCCUGUUUUGUAAUCCUGGUCUUGUUUAUCCUGACUGUGCUAUCUCUGGUUCUGCUGGCUUUCCUCUACGAAAUGCUGGACUGCUGUUGUUGUGCCAAACACAAGACAGUAAAAGACCUAGAGAACGAGCCAAACCCAGUCAGAGCUCUAAUGAGCAGCAUGAAGAAGCGAAAAACUGAAGUGGUGUAGCAUCAGAAGCGGACAAAAAAAAAAAAAACACAAAAACUAUGUCUAUCGCCCCUUUUAGAGGACAAUCCGUAAGCAGAUGUUACUCUGCUUGCGCAAGCACAUGCUUCUUCAUGUGUCACUUAUACUUUAUUUCCCCCUUUAAUGUGAAUUAUUUGAACAUCUGCUGUUUUACCAUUGACUUUUCCUAAAUUUGUGGCAAGCAAAUGAUCACAUUCAUAAUACAUCCUAUGUCAUGAUUAAAAACCUGUUUGGGCAGUUUA